AGCAAUCGUGAUACGUUACCAUACGUUACUGUUCAAAUUCAAAUAUAGUAUAGCGUGAAGAUGGGCGCACGUGGAUGUAUAUAAAUGAACGGUUUACCUGCAGUUUGCCUUCCGUUGCGUGUGUGUCUUUUGAUGCCUUUGUGUAUGGAAUGGCGUAGGGGUAUAGACCAUGUUAAAUGUCGGACAAACGAGGAGCAACAACAUCAACGAUAAUAUAUGCGACGUCCGACUAAAUUUUUAUCGCAACAUACGUGAACAAACUUUUGUUAACCACCGAUAGACGGGCUCUCUGCGAGGUUUUCGUUUGCCGACGCUUCGCCGUGUUUUUCAUUAUUCUGUUGCAGUUAUAUAAACAAACGGAUAAAAAUGAGUGAAACGAUGGAGAAUGGGAGUGGGUUGAACCCAUCCAAAAAGCAGAAAACCAUCGAGGGUAUAUACCAAAAGAAAUCGCAGUUGGAACAUAUAUUACUGCGACCCGAUACUUACAUCGGUUCAGUGGAACCAGUGACCGAGUUGAUGUGGGUCUAUGAUAAACAGAAGGAAGCAAUGGUACAAAGGGAGAUCAAAUUCGUGCCGGGUUUAUACAAGAUAUUCGAUGAGAUCUUGGUGAACGCUGCAGAUAACAAGCAGAGAGAUCCAAAAAUGGAUAUGAUUAAAAUUGAAAUUAAUGCAGAGGAUAAUAUUAUAUCCGUGUGGAACAAUGGUAAAGGCAUUCCAGUGGUGAUCCACAAAGAGGAAAAUAUGUUCGUUCCGACGAUGAUAUUCGGUCAUUUGCUGACGUCGUCUAAUUACGAUGACGAGGAGGAGAAAGUGACGGGCGGUAGAAACGGCUACGGUGCCAAAUUGUGUAACAUUUUCAGUCGCCGUUUUACUGUAGAGACCGCGUCCAAAGAGUACAAGAAAUGUUUGAAACAAACGUGGAGCAAUAACAUGGGAAGCGCGAGUGAGCCUCGGAUCAAAGAGUUCAGCGGCGAGGAUUUCACGAAGGUGAUAUUCUCGCCGGAUCUCACCAAAUUCAGGAUGGAACGUCUGGACGAUGACAUAGUUGCCCUUAUGUCGCGCAGGGCGUUCGAUGUAGCCGCCUCGACGAGGGGCGUCAAGGUUUACCUGAACGGUGACAAGAUCCCUGUGAAGAAUUUCAAAGAUUACGUCGACUUCUACAUAAAAGACAAAGACGAUGAGACGGGCAAUCCAUUGAAAGUAAUUUAUGAGAUGUCAGGACCGCGAUGGGAGGUGGCUAUCACGAUGUCUGACAAAGGUUUUCAACAAAUGUCGUUCGUGAACAGUAUCGCGACGACGAAGGGUGGCCGACACGUCGAUCACGUUACCGACAUGAUAGUUAAACAGUUAACAGAGAUCCUGAAGAGGAAGAACAAGUCCGGUUUAACCAUUAGACCGUUCCAAAUAAAGAAUUAUUUAUGGGUGUUUAUCAAUUGUCUCAUCAAUAAUCCAACGUUCGACUCGCAAACCAAGGAGAACAUGACGUUGCAGUCGAAGAAUUUCGGAUCAAAGUGUACGCUUAGCGAGAAGUUCUUUACCUCAGUGACGAAAAUGGGGAUUGUCGAGGCCGUAUUGUCAUACGCAAAAUUCAAAGCUGACACUCAGUUACAAAAAUUGGGACCUAAGUCAAAGCAAAGGAAGCUACAAGGUAUACCGAAAUUGGAAGAUGCGAACGACGCAGGUACCGGGAAAUCCUUAGAUUGCACGCUGAUAUUGACUGAGGGAGAUUCAGCGAAGACCAUGGCCGUAUCCGGUUUGGCGUCUAUAGGCAGAGACAAAUACGGUAUAUUCCCUCUGAGGGGUAAAAUUCUGAAUGUGAGAGAGGCUACGCACAAACAGAUAUUGGAGAACGCGGAGAUUAAUAAUUUGAUAAAGAUCCUCGGUCUCCAGUACAAAAAGAAGUACGAAACGCGGGAAGAUCUAAAGACGUUGCGGUAUGGGAAGUUGAUGAUAAUGACCGAUCAGGAUCAGGACGGCUCGCAUAUCAAAGGAUUAUUAAUCAAUUUUAUUCAUCAUAAUUGGCCGACGUUGUUAAGACUCAAUUUUGUCGAAGAGUUCAUUACACCUAUCGUCAAAGCUUCGAAAGGGAGUCAAGUGCUCAGUUUCUUUUCCAUGCCGGAAUUCAGUAAAUGGAAAUCAGAGACUGAAAAUUAUCAUACGUACAAGAUAAAGUACUACAAAGGUUUGGGUACGUCCACCGCCAAAGAGGCGAAGGAGUACUUCGAGAACAUGACCAGGCAUAGGAUUCGGUUUAGAUACGAGGGCGAGCAAGACGAUCAGAAUAUAAUAAUGGCGUUUAGUAAGAAAUGCGUCGAUCAACGAAAGGAGUGGUUAAUGAAUUACAUGGACGAGACCAAGAGGAGAAAGGAGAUCGGGCUCGGUGAACGUUUUUUGUACGAGAAGGACACACGCGUAGUUUCAUUCUCUGAUUUCAUCAACGUGGAGCUGGUACUCUUCAGCAAUUACGACAACGUCCGAUCCAUACCGAAUAUGAUGGACGGUUUCAAACCCGGGCAAAGGAAAGUGUUAUACACUUGCUUGAAGCGUAACGAUAAACGCGAGGUGAAGGUGGCUCAAUUGGCUGGCUCCGUGGCCGAACAUUCCGCUUAUCAUCACGGCGAAAUUUCCCUCAUGUCGACUAUCAUUAAUCUCGCUCAGAACUUCGUGGGAAGCAACAACAUCAAUUUGCUACAACCCAUUGGUCAGUUUGGUACCAGGUUAACGGGAGGAAAGGAUGCUGCGAGUCCUCGUUAUAUCUUCACAAUGCUCAGUCCGCUCGCGAGGUACAUAUUUCACAAACACGACGAUGCUCUGCUGAAACACGAGUACGAUGAUAAUCAAAAAAUUGAGCCAGUCUUCUAUGUACCGACGAUACCUAUGGUUCUGGUGAACGGCGCCGAUGGUAUUGGUACCGGAUGGAUGACAAAGAUUCCGAAUUACAAUCCUAGAGAGAUCAUUGAAAACUUGUACAGAAUGAUGGACGGUGCCGAUCCGAAACCAAUGAUGCCAUAUUAUAAAAACUUCAAAGGCGUGAUAGAAAAUUGUGGAGACUACAGAUACGUCACUAACGGUGAAAUAUCGGUAAUAGGACCUGAUAAAGUUGAGAUCACUGAACUUCCAGUGGGAGUUUGGACUCAGACAUACAAGGAAACCGUUUUAGAGCCGAUGUUGCAUGGAACUGAAAAAUCUCCAGCUAUUAUCACAGAUUACAAAGAAUACAAUACAGACACGGCUGUACACUUUAUAAUAAUUAUGAACCGUGAUAAAUUGGCGGAAUUGGAGAGGGACGGUCUCCACAAGGCGUUUAAAUUGCAAUCGGUCACCACAGUUACGAAUAUGUGCGCGUUUGAUGAGAAUCAAUGUCUACGAAAGUACGACAACGUUACCCAGAUAAUGAGAGGUUUUUAUAAAGCUAGACUGGAGAUGUAUCAUAAAAGGAAAGACUACUUGGAGGGUAUCUUGAAAGCCGAGGCGUCGAAACUGUCGAAUCAAGCUAGGUUCAUUUUGGAGAAGUGCGACGGCACACUAGUCAUUGAGAAUAAGAAGAAAAAGGAUAUGAUAGCGGAAUUAGUUAGACGGGAGUACGAUUCCGAUCCGGUAACGGCUUGGAAGUUAGCGCAGAACAGGGAAGAAGUAUUGGAGACUCAAGACGACGUAGCAGAGGACGAAAACGGUGAAGUAGUUACUACCAACGCUAUGGCUAGGGAAAACUUCGACUACCUACUGGGAAUGACGUUAUGGAGCUUGACCAAGGAAAGAAAGGAUGAAUUGUUACGUAACAGGGAUGAGAAAAUAGCCGAACUGAAAAGACUACAAGCGAAGACACCGAUGUCACUGUGGAAAGACGAUUUACAGCAGUUAUUAGAUAAAUUAAACGAUAUCGAAGAGAAAGAACAGAAGGAAGAGCUCAAGUCGAGGAUGAAUAUAAAGAAACCACCAGUCAAAUUUUAUAAUACUGAUGAUGUCCGUCGCAUCGAACCAAUAAUCGAUACAGAACUGAAAAAGAAGAUCGACAAAGCAAACAUCGCCUCUAAGGAUAAGAAAGAAGGAAUUAAAAGGCAAAAAAUAAAGAAAGAGCCAACAGAUGAAAAAGACGAAUUCGAUCUAUUGGCCGAUGCGAACAAUAAGCCCUUGGAGGAUCGACUUCUUUCCCCAGAUAAGAAACCGGCUAUCAAGAGGAAAUUGAAGCAAGGAACGUUGCCUUUCAAAUCAAAGGGUGGGAAGAAGGGCGAUAAAAAGAAGGAUAAAGGUUCAGGCAGUGAACAAGAGGACAUUAACUUCGACAGCAUAUCUCCUCCCCCUGAACCACGGGCAUUGCGCAAAACCGCUGUUAAAAAGAAUUACACCUUGAGCGACGAAUCUUCCUCCGAUGCUCUUAACGUUAACUCGGACGUAGAAGAAGACAUCAAACCUAACAUCAGUAGUGACGCCGACGAUGUUUUGAGAGUGUCCAAGAAACCCAGUUCAGAAGAACUGUUCGACUCUCUAGUCAGCAGCACGCCAGAGAAACAGAAAAUCCCAAUCGUGUCUAGUGAUUCUUCGAACGUGUUCUCGCCUCCAGCGAAAUCGCCCGUCAAGAAAAAGACAGAGAACGGAGGCAAAGGUACGAAAAGACCGAAGAAAAAGACGAUCAUGUCCGAUUCCGACUCUGAUGAAUACACGUUCCCAAGCAAAUCAGCGAACUUAAAAAAGAAGAAGAAGAAGAUCGAAUCGGAGGACGACAGUUCGUUGAGUAUCAUAGAAAGCUCACCAGUACAAGCAGCACCAGUGCGAAAACGAGCUGGUCGUGCUCGGAAACCCAUUUCGUACGCUGUAAAAUCAGAGGACGAUGAUAGUGACAAGGACUCAAAUUAAAUGAUACUAUCAUGUAGAAUAGACGAAUAGACAGCUGAAGAAAAGAGAACGUGCAAGUCAGUGAGUGAAUCUCCGGAAAUUUUUAUCGCAGUAUUUCUAUUAAUUCUUUAAAUCGUUCAGAUUAUCGAUAAAUCUAAUUUCAUAUUUCUUUUAAUUGAUGACUCAAUCGAUUUUGUGUGAUCUCAUGUUGUAUAAUACAUUUGCAUCGUUCGGUAAGUGUCGCAGGACAUUCUGCUACUUAGUGCAAAUGGCUUAGGGUCUUUCCCCCCUUUUUUUUAACUUGUUCAUACAGGUUCACUACCGGCCACAAGUUUGGAAUUGAAUAAAAUAUUGUGCCCAUGUCUAUAAAUAAAAUUGUCCAAUGAAUGAAUUGGACAUAAAUUUUAAUUACGUGUGACUCAAAUGUAAUUUUGAGUCUCGACUCAAGUAAUUAAUUAAAGAAUCGAAUGAUUUCCAACUUUUGACCGAUAGCUUAAACCCUUUCCCCGGGAUAUUAUCGUAAAACUUAAGCUAGCAAUUUUUUAUGAUAUAUAUGUGUACAUAAUUAGACUAGUUAACAUACUUUUUUAAAAAGGAGAAUUUACAAUUUCUCUACGACAUAUUAUAAGUAACGAUGAAGCGAUAAAUGAUACACUACCGGCCGAAAGUUUGUCUGUCGUUCGCAUAUAUAUCAAGAAAAAGAAAGAAUCCAAUUCUGUGGAAAGAUUGUACAAAAUUCUAUUUAUAAAGUACGAUAAGUUUCCUAUUAAUAUUUGCAGUAUUAAGAAACAUGUAAUCCAUAAUAAUAAUAGUAAUUAUCUAAUAAGCAUUGUAUACGUAUAUAACCACGAAAGUGAUCAACUUUUGGAUGGUAGUGUACGAUUUUUAUUAGCAAUUAUAGUGCAACUACAAUUGUUACACGUGCGUACACACGCGAUUUUCAAUUAAGGUAUCGAUUAUUAUAAUUCUUUUGUACGGAUAAACUGUCCAAAUUGUUCAUGUAUUUAAAUUAAUCUCGGAUUCAAGAAUAUCACUUUUACGUACCCUUAAAUUCUUCAUCGUAAAAGACGAAGACUUCAACAUAUAAAUUGUUUUGUAAAAAAAUUUUAAUAAAAUAACAUAUUUUUUCACACGUUA
Molecule: messenger RNA, 5970 nt
Organism: Ceratina calcarata
Lineage: Eukaryota; Metazoa; Arthropoda; Insecta; Hymenoptera; Apidae
Gene: Top2
Product: DNA topoisomerase 2
Exons: 16
Coding region: 367-4854 (1495 amino acids)
Biological process (GO): resolution of meiotic recombination intermediates; sister chromatid segregation; DNA topological change
Cellular component (GO): nucleus
Molecular function (GO): ATP binding; DNA topoisomerase type II (double strand cut, ATP-hydrolyzing) activity; DNA binding
Source: RefSeq, a predicted model, not a curated record